Molecule: messenger RNA, 1400 nt
Organism: Camponotus floridanus (Florida carpenter ant)
Lineage: Eukaryota; Metazoa; Arthropoda; Insecta; Hymenoptera; Formicidae
Product: upstream stimulatory factor 2
Exons: 5
Coding region: 382-1038 (218 amino acids)
Biological process (GO): regulation of transcription by RNA polymerase II
Molecular function (GO): protein dimerization activity; DNA-binding transcription factor activity, RNA polymerase II-specific; RNA polymerase II cis-regulatory region sequence-specific DNA binding
Source: RefSeq, a predicted model, not a curated record
GCGCGCCGCCAUCUUAUGCGACCACAUGACCUCGUUGCGGUGUCCCGUGACCAGCUCACGUGAAUUUUGACAAAUUCAAACGUUUUUUUUUUCCCGUGACGAGGGAUGGACAUCUUGGAGCAGCAGCUCGAGCAGCAGGAUGUCAGGUAGCGUUUACGUUAAGUAUCGACCGCCUGAUAUCGCGAACACCUAUCCCUUCCGUCUCGCCCGAGGUCUCCUCAAGGUCAUCAUCACUUCGUGCACAGUACGCACUUACUUACGCCGUAGGACCGACACACACAGUCGUCGAACGUCGUUAAGGACGACGGUGGUGGCACGGGGAUCGUUAUAGAGGAAGCAGAGAUUGUGGAUUGCGAAGGGGAGCCUAUUGGGGAAGAUGAAAUGCGUUAUCAAGAAGCCUUAGCGUAUCGAGUUGUCCAAGUGAAUGGCACAACAGCCAUACAGCCAACCAAUGAGAUAGAGCUACCAGUGUCGCAACCAGGAAAUAAUACUGUACAGGUUUUAACGUCACCUUUAAAUGGACAGUUUUAUGUUAUUGGGAAUGCCAAUGAUGUCUUUACUACUGCGCAAACAUCCAGAUCUCUGGUGCCAAGAGCAACCACGCUGCAAAUAGAAACUCCAAGAAAUUGCACUAGUGGCUUGAAAAAGAGAGACGAUAGGAGGAGAGCGACACAUAAUGAAGUCGAGCGUCGACGUAGAGAUAAAAUAAACAAUUGGAUUACAAAGUUGGGUAAGAUCAUUCCUGAUUGCAAUGCUAGUACUAACACUACUGGUACUAGCAGCAAUGGAGAAGGAAAAACCAACUAUGAAACUCAGAGCAAAGGAGGUAUUUUAGCAAAGGCCUGUGAAUAUAUAGGGGAAUUGCGUGUGGCUAAUCAAAAUUUGGGUCAAUGCCUGCGAGAUAAUGAGAAAUUACGACAAGAAAUUACAACACUGAAACAGUUAGUCACUCAAUUAAAACGCGAAAAUCAUCAACUCAGAUCACAAAUAUCAUCCUCAUCGGCCACUAAUGUCGACGUUGUACAUUUAAGCCCUUAAGCUUCCUCUUUUGUAAGUCAGUGAUUUUUUUUCUCUGUAAAUAUUAGGAUUGUAUGAAUAGUCUGAUACAUAUAAAAUAUAAUUUUCUAUACUCUUCUUUGAUAACUGCGCUGAAUUUAAUAAGACAUUUCAAUUUUACUGUCCAAAAUCAAAUCUGGAACUUCUAGUAUAAUCAUAACUGCACAUUUAUAAUUUCAUGACAACAUAUUGUUUCAAUUCAUAGAUUAAUAAUUCAUUAAUAGUAUCAUAAUAUAAUUUUCAUUUGAAAAACAAUAAAAUUUUGAAUUUGUAGAAUAGCUUGUACAAGUUUCUAGUCACAGUUUUCAAUCAGGGUGCAUGUAAUACAAUUAAAACAAUAAUUA